Zeugodacus cucurbitae (melon fly) is the source of this 1029-nucleotide messenger RNA. RefSeq names its product alcohol dehydrogenase. The transcript has 4 exons. Lineage: Eukaryota; Metazoa; Arthropoda; Insecta; Diptera; Tephritidae. Gene Ontology annotation, cellular component: cytoplasm. The record is from RefSeq and is a predicted model, not a curated record. The coding region runs from base 201 to 983 and encodes 260 amino acids. Gene Ontology annotation, molecular function: alcohol dehydrogenase (NAD+) activity.
AAGUUCAAAGAUAGCAAUUUACGAACAUCUCGCUAUGUUAAAAUGAGUAAAAAAUCCACUCUGAAUGCUAUAGGCGUCGCUAUUUUCACAACUCACGAGCAGUUGACAAACAGAUCUCAAAUACAACAGUCAGCUAACGCAGAGCUUUUAACUUAAAUAAUAUAUUAAUUUCAUGUAAAUAAUAAAGUAGUUUUAAUAAAAUGGAUGUUAAAGGAAAAAAUGUUAUAUAUUCGGGUGGAUUUGGUGGCAUCGGUUUAGCUUGCGUCAGAGAGUUUCUAAAACAUGGAGCAAAGUAUGUCACAAUAUUUGAUCUCGAAGAAAAUGACGAAGCAAUGCUGGCUCUUAGAAAAUCGUACCCUAAUGCCACAAUUGAUUUUAUACCUGUGGAUAUGAGGAAAAAGGCGAGCAUUACGAUGGCCUUUAAAUCAGCAGUAGAGAAAAUGGAGCACUUCGACGUUCUGGUCAACGGUUGCGCAAUAAUGAUGGAUAGCCAAGUUGAAUUAACGAUAGAAAUUAAUUUGUUGGGUUUAAUCCAUAGCACCCUAGCUGCACUGCCUUAUAUGGACAAAUCAAGUGGAGGACACGGUGGAGUUAUUGUAAAUAUUUCAUCCGUGGCUGGCUUGGAGACACCCGGUUUAUUUGCUAUAUAUACUGCUUCAAAACAUGGUGUUACAGCUUUCACUCGCUGCAUGGGGGAUCAAAUCUAUUACGAUCGUUUCGGCGUCAGUUUUAUAACAAUAUGUCCUGGACUUACAGAAACAAGUCUUACAAAGGAUCUACAUUCACGAGUUACCUUCCAGUUUAACGAAGAAGUCGCUAAAAUUUUUCUCCAUUCCAAACAACAGUCAGCAGAAUUGUGCGCCGAGAAUAUGAUUAAAGUAAUUGAAAUUGGUAAGAACGGGGGUGUUUACUUGCUCGAUUUAGGCAAUAUUCAGGAGAUAACAUAUCCACAGCUAUGGGAACCUACUUUUGAGGCACACUAAGAGAUUUUGAAAAUUAAUAAAGGGAAUAGAAUUUAGUUUCAGGUGA